Messenger RNA from Ctenopharyngodon idella (grass carp), 3757 nucleotides. It is a transcript of the gene gpha2, whose product is annotated as glycoprotein hormone subunit alpha 2. Bases 2349 to 2756 code for a protein of 135 amino acids. NCBI's taxonomy places the organism in Eukaryota, Metazoa, Chordata, Actinopteri, Cypriniformes, Xenocyprididae. The record is from RefSeq and is a predicted model, not a curated record. Gene Ontology annotation, cellular component: extracellular region. Gene Ontology annotation, biological process: cell surface receptor signaling pathway. Gene Ontology annotation, molecular function: hormone activity; hormone receptor binding. The transcript is spliced from 3 exons.
AUAUAUAUAUAUAUAUAUAUAUAUAGAGCAGGGGUGGCAAACUCCGGUCCGGAGAUCCGGUCCAGUCCAGCAGAGUUCAACUCCAACCCUAAUAAAAACUCACUUGAUUAGCUUAUUCAGAUCUGUUUGAUUAGGGCUAAAGCAAAACUCUGCAGGACUGUGGCUCUCCAGGACUGAUGUUCGCCACCCGUGAUAUACUGUAUAGUCUCCUCACUUUAAAAAUGUAUUUCUUCAGUAGUUUGACUUCUCAACUGUACCUUUGUUUUGACAUCUGCAGAUAUAAAUAAAUGUUCAGGUUGAUAUUUUGAAUAAGAUAUUUACAUGACCCAAAAUUCACUUUAAUACAAAUAUACAGUCUGCAAUUGAUGGACAUGCAUAAUUUUCAGUUUAAUAUUGUUCUGAAAAUCCCUGAAAUUUGUGAAUAUUUCACAACAUUGCACAUUUACAGUAGGCCUAUUGUUUACCAUGCAGUGUGCAUGUUCACACCUGAACUGUUUAAAUAUAGUGCAUGUAUUUACAGACCUAAAACAGCUUAUUUCAGAUGUUUGGCCCAGUCAUAUGUGACAAAGGGGUGUAGUAUGCAAGGGCGAUGGGGGAAGGGGGAAGGUACCCCCACCCCAGUCAAACUUGAGCUAAAACACAUAAGAAAACAUCAUCCUGCACCAACAUAAAUUAAUUUCAUGACCACUUUUACUAGAAUUUAUUUUAUCAUGGCAAAUUUUAAAGUUAAGUUAGUUGGACCUACCAUGACACUUUGAUUUAGAAAAUUCUAGGUGCUUAAAUAAUGUAAAAUACAUCAUGUAUCCUAUGUAAACAAGUAAUUGUUAACUAUUUAUUAAUUUAUAGCAGUUAUGUUGACAACAAACUUUAUAUGUGUGGAUGAUACCACAAAAGACCAUUUUGCAAAAAAUAAAUAAAUAAACAAAUCUCAUGAGGGAGCAUGCCCCAGGACCCCACUAAACGGUUCACACUUCAACUUCCAAUGUUCAAACCAAAACUACGCCCUUGGACAAAGACCAGAGCAAGAGAUGAAAGGGACAUGCAAAGGUAUAUAAAGUUAGGCAACAUACAAAGAAAAGGGAUGGGAAAGGGAAAUACAGCAAGCACACUAAAACAGUGUAAUAAUUGCGAUGGGGAGGGUCCCGUUAUACACAUCCACAUGCAUGAGGACACAUUGGUAAGUGGGUGUGACUAUACGGGAAGCUGAGGGCUCAGUUUUACCUGCACUACAUAUAUGUGCUCUGCGAGAAAGAACUUCAUCAGUGAUCAUAGACACACCUGCACAUCUGUCUGAGGUCAACAUCUCAUCUGCACACACUUUGGCUUUGAACUAGGAUUCACAUCUACAGGUAAACUUUGCUUGUUUCCCUUUAAAAUUUCCAAUAUCUGAUUAUUAUAAAUGUAAUGUGGAUGUGGAUGUCUUGGUGUGAGAUUAAUAUUAAUGUAAGAUUGUAAUGCUGAUUUUUAUCCAUUAUUAAUGCUGUAGACAGAAGAUAUUUCCAUGACUUUUCCCUCAGGGAAGUAAUUAUUUAUAUUUAUCUAUCCAUCCACCCGUCCAUUAGACGGCAGUGAAGGCAAGCUUCACACUUAUCACUCUAAACCAUUUCUAAUUCAAUCAGUGUGUACUUUCAUGCUGCCAAAAUUCUUUAUACUUACUCAAAAUUGUUGUGUGUAUAUAUAUAUUGUUAUACUCAUGUAACAAUGUAGUUAUUUAUGUGUUGUAUUACAUAUAUUAUUUUUAUAAAUAAUAAUAAUAACAAUAAAAAAAAUCUCAUUCUCAACGACGCGUACAUGUAUAUUCUGAUCAUGAUGGACAAAAAAAAAACACAUUGAUAAUUGUUCUGAAUUGUUUCAGACACAUACAGGAUGAAUGCAUGGACCAGGCAUAUGCGCUGAUAAUAAAAUUACUCAGUGAGUAACAAAUAUAAACCCAGGCAAAAUCAUUUACGGCAUGGAAACAUUCAUUCACAUUGCAAGGGGGAAGUGGGGGAAGUGAUUAAUUUUCAGAUUAUUUUGACAACUCCAAAUAAUUGACUCCCAAGACAAUAGUCAGGAAAGUCUGGUCAGUUUUCUCAAUUAGGGAAAUUAUUCUUGUAAAGGGCCGAAUGACUUAAAUGUUUAUGUAAAUGGUAUGAAAUCAUUUAUGCACUAAAAGAUUAAAAGAUGUGUCAUGUGGUUGACCUCAGAUUUAGCCACUGCUCCGGAGUACGAAAAGAGAGUAUGAAUGCAAAAUGAUUUUACUGUUGAUUUACAUAGUAGCAUUUGACAAUGACUCUGACAUGUUUUCGGUAAAUGAAUUAUGAUUGAAUUUGCUUAAAUUUCUUCAACUCUGGCAGGUUAACAUCACCAUGUUCCGCUGCGUAACAUCUGACCUGGUAGUGCUUAUGCUGCCUUUGGUUAUGUUGGUGUUGCUAAUGCCCUUCAGCUGGAGUUUUCAAGCCCUGACUCCUGGCUGCCACCUUUACCCAUUUAACGUGACCAUACGUACAGACAAGCGAGGGACAUGUCGAGGAACUCAGAUGGUGUACGCUUGUGUGGGCUACUGUGAGUCCAGCGCUUUCCCCUCACGCUACUCUGUGCUGCUGGCGUCCAAUUUCACCCACAACAUAACGUCUGCUUCCCGCUGCUGCACCAUUAGCAAGGAUGCCAAGAUCAAAGUUCGUCUGCACUGUCCUCAAGGCCGUCACCAUGAUGAUAUCGAGAUCUUGACUGCACGUGCCUGUCGGUGCAACAUGUGUCACAAAUCCCGUUACUGAGAGCCCACAUAAAGAAUGCCUCACUCAUGCUGUACUGGACACCUGAGAAUGCUGUGCAAUUAUGAAAAUGUGCAUUUUUUGAUUCGAAUAUUUUUCUGAUUUUACUAUUUUCAUUUCACUUGUAAAUUUACAUAAAAUACACCAUCACUGAAAGGUUUGGUGUCAGUAAGAAUUAAAAAAAAAAGUAAUACUUUUAUUCAGCAAGAAUGCAUUAAAUUGAUCAAAAGUAACAGUAAAGAUAUUUAUAAAGUUACACGAGAUUCAUUUUUCAAAUAAACUGUUCUUUCUAACGUUCUAACGUAACGUUUCUAACUUUCUCUUCAUCAUUGAUAAUAAUCAGAAAUGUUUCUUGAGCAGCAAAUCAGCAUAUUAAACUAAUUUCUGAAGGAUCAUGUGACACUGAAGAUUGGAGUAAUGAUGCUGAAAAUUCAGCUUUGACAUCACAGGAGUAAAUUACAUUUUAAAAUUUUUUAAAACAUUUUGAAAAAUAAUAUAUAUUUUAAAGUAAUUAGUGAUAAUAUUUCACAAUAUUAGGUUUUUUUUUACUGACUUGGUGAUUAUCUUUCGUAAACAUAAACAAAUCUUACUGACCCUAACUUUUUAACGGUAUAUAAUAAAAUAAUAUCAUCUUCUUUUCUUUUUAUCUUUUUGUCUAAAGUUCUAAGAUAACAGCAUGAGUGAAAGCUUCUUGAAUGCUAAAGAUUCUACAUACAUCAAUUCAAUAUAAAACAAUGGGGAAAAGCAUCAGAUACACUCUAUUAGUUUAAAUAAAUAAAAAUCAUUUUUCUAAAUGUCGGUGCCACCUAAUGACAUAAAGAAUGUAUCUUACCUAAUAUAUAUUUAUAAGGUGAUGUUUGCACAAAUGUGUCUAAUCUUUCGAAAUAAAGGAGCACAUGCCAUUUUCUGUGUGUUUUAUUUGUUAAAUCAUGUUUUUUUCUAAUGUAUAACAAUAAUAACUGUGAUAAUUCUUUGCAUAAUAAGCAAAGAAGAUUUAUGUGUGU